This is a messenger RNA of Thecamonas trahens ATCC 50062, 3567 nucleotides long. Its product is annotated as fatty-acid-CoA ligase fadD9. The transcript is spliced from 2 exons. Gene Ontology annotation, molecular function: phosphopantetheine binding; long-chain fatty acid-CoA ligase activity. Lineage: Eukaryota; Apusomonadida; Apusomonadidae. The coding region runs from base 1 to 3567 and encodes 1188 amino acids. The record is from RefSeq and is a predicted model, not a curated record. Gene Ontology annotation, cellular component: membrane.
AUGAAUAAGGACUUUGUCUCGGUUGAUGUCUUUGCUCCCGGAGACACCAUCUAUCUUACCGGUACUCUCGCCUGGUUUGCUGACAAGGUCGUCUGCGAUGAGUGCAGGACGAGGAUCUCGCUGCCGGACUACCACUGCUCCCAUGUCUUUGGCUGCUCUGACUAUGAUCGCUGCCCGGACUGCUACGAUACCGCAGGCCCGCAUGCUCCGGGCCACGUGCUCGUCCCCAAGGCGCAUGUGCCCAAGCCGCGGACGUACCUCCGCUCGCGCUCGCUGUACGAGACCCUCGCUCUUGCGCUCGCCAACUACUCCUCAGAUCCGCUCUUUGGCCAGCGACCAAGCCAGGACGCCGAGUAUUCUUGGAUCUCGUACGAGGCCUUUUACGACCGCGCGCACGAUCUCGGCUCCGGCCUCGCUCACCUCACCCGCGAGAAGCCCGAUCCGUUCCAUGCCGGCAUCAUGGCCUCCAACUCGAUCGGGUGGCUUCUCGCCGAGUUUGCUGCCACCUCACGCGCCUGGGUCACCGUCCCACUCCAUGUCUCGUACACCGACGCCCAGCUCUCGCACAUCAUGGCCACCGUCCCGCUCGGCCUCGUUUUCUGCGAGGCCAACGAGGCUGAACGCCUCAUCCGCCUCCUCAAAGCCGCCGGCGCCACUUCGGCGCUUGUUGUUGUUCUCACUCCGGCGUUCGUCUUUGCGCGGACAGCGGUCCACGACGGGACGCUGCCGGAGCUCCCGCCGACUCCGGCCAGCCUCCCCGCGUCGGGCGGCGGCUUUGCAGUCAUUCCUGCUGAGCGCAUCGAGGCCAUGGGCCACGACAAGCCGGCCGCGCCGCGCAUCUCCCACCCGUCGGUCCUCGAGACCAUUGUCUUUACCUCGGGCUCGACCGGCAUGCCCAAGGGCGUGACAGUGACCGAGGCCAACGCGCACGCCGAAGUCGACAUGUACUGUGAGGUCUUUUCCCUCGCACGCCCCUAUGUUGUCGUCGAAGUCGCGCCGUUUGCUUGGAUGACUGGGCGUGACGACGCCCGCAUCACCAUGCUCUACGGCGGCGCCAUGGCCAUCUACUCUCGCCCGAUGUCACGGCUCCUCGAAGAUUUACAGGAGAUUUCGCCGUCAAACGUCAAGUGCAUGCCGGCCAUCUGGGCCCGCAUCUACGCGUCGUACAAGACCGUUGUCGCCUCGCUCCGCGCAAGCGGCUCUUCGACGGCCGAAGCCGAGAAGGCCGCCCGCGCUGCCUUCAACCCGGUCCUCGGCAGCCGGGUCCAGACCAUUGUCACCGGCGGCGCUCACACGGCACUCGCCGUCAAGAAAUUCCUCAAGGAGACCUGGCCCAACGCCAUGUUUUACGACGCGUACGGCACGUCCGAGGCCGGCGGCAUUGCAGUCAACGGUGUCGUCAACAGCGGUGUGGAGGUCCGGCUCGUCGACGUCCCCGAGAUGGGCUACCUCACGUCCGACAACCCGCCGCGCGGUGAGAUCUACGUCCGCACCCGCAUCAUGACUGACGGCUACUACAACGAUCCCGAAAACACUGCCAAGCGCCUCAAAGACGGCGGAUGGUUUGCUACCGGCGACAUUGGCGUCAUGGACUCGCCGUCAACUCUCGAGGUCAUCGACCGCCGCUCGGCCAUCUUCAAGCUUGCCACCGGUGAGUUCAUUGUUCCGUCCAUGAUCGAGGACGUGCUCCAUGGCGCGCCGCUCGUCACUCACAUCUACGUCCACGGCGACAUGACCCGGUCAGCACUUGUCGCGGUUGUCGUCCCCGACCUCGAUGCUCUCGUUGCGCUCGUCGGCGAGGACUCGGGCAUCGACUGGAACGAGCAGCGUGCCGCGGUAGCUCUCCCGCACGACGCGCCAGUCCGUCCGCUCCCGGCAACAGUCCACAUGCUCGUCCUCCGCUCACUCCGUACCUUUGCCGCCUCGGCCGGCCUCUCGUCGUCGAACAUCCCGCAGGCUGUCUACAUCGACGUCCGCCCGUUUACGCCCAAGGCGGGUCUCCUCACUGCAUCGAUGAAGAUCUGCCGCUCGGGUCUCUCCAGUCACUACGCUGGCGUCAUUGAGGAGAUGUACGCCCGGCUUAACGCCUCGGAGCAACUAGCCACACCCAAGGCUGCUGACGUUGCCGUCGCCACGCCCGGCACCGGCUCGCACUCGGGCCAAGCCUUUCCGUCGUCCGACGACGGCGAGGGCGCCAGCGGAGGUGGCUCCAAGGCCACGCUUGACGCGCUCCGCAACAUCAUCGGCAACUACGUCGGCUCGGCCAGUGCCGACACUGCAGGUGCCUCGCUCGUCGAGAUGGGCGUUUCUUCUACCGACACCAUCCGCGUCCUCGCCGCCGUCCAGAAGCAGCUCGCCGCUCAGCUCCCUGUUGACCUUGUCUACGAAGGCCUCACCAUCGAGGAGAUGGCCGACUACAUUGACUCGGCCGGGCCGAGCGGCGCACCGGCGACGCCCACUGCAGGCGCCAUCGCCAAGCGCUCGCAGUCACGCCAGCUCUACGACGACGACUUUAUCCGCCUCGUCCGCCAGGGCAAGACCGCGCUCGCGCCGGUCGCCGACCUACCAGAGCUUGAGCCGCAGACCACCAGCGGUGAAACGGUCUUUGUCACCGGAGCCACUGGCUUUCUGGGCCGGUACAUUGUUGAGGAUCUGCUCUCUAAGCACACUGCGGCCCGAGUGGUCAUUCUGGUCCGAGCGCGCUCGGCCGAACAUGCCGAGGAGCGCAUGCGCGAGGCCGCCAUUGCCGCCAACCUCGCGCACUUGCUAGCCGCGAUCGGCACCGACCGGCUUGAGCUAGUGGUCGGCGAUCUGGGCAUGCCGAUGUUUGGGGCAAGUCCCGAACAGUACGUGCGUCUUGCGGGCGAGGUGACCCGGGUCAUUCACGCUGGCGCCCGAGUCUCAUGGGUCGUCCCCUACUCGCAGCUGCGACAGGCCAACGUGGUGGGCACGGUUGAGAUUGCACGGUUCUGCAUGACGGUCCGGCACAAGCCGCUACUGUACGUAUCGACGCUGAGCGCGUCGGCGUCGCUGCGGGAGGAGCUUGCGCCGGCACAGUACUUUUCGGCUGCGAGGGGCUACGCCGCCUCCAAGCACAUGGGCGAGCUGGUAACGGUUGCUGCCGGACGAGAGGGCCUUCCGGUUGCCAUUGUCCGGCCAGGCAUGAUUGUGGCCGAUCCGCGGACCGGAUGGUGCCAGUCCUCCGACUUUGUGCCGCGGUUUGUGGGUGGCGUCCUUGCUGUGGGCGCGUAUCCUGCGCCGCUGCCGGGCACGUUUGAGAUGGUGCCUGUACCGACGGUAGCGGCGACGAUAGUGCGCCUGGCGUACGAGGCGCCGCACGACGCGCGGGUGUACCACGUGUGCAACCCGGCCAAGGCAUGCCUCUCGUACUCGGAAGUCGGCGAAGCGAUUGCUGCCGCCGCGAGUGCUGCAGCUCCGGACAGCGAUGCCAGUGUCGCGGUUGUGGCCAUGGACCACCGCGCCUGGGUUGCACGUGUCCGCGAGGCCGGCCAGGCGACGCCGCUGGCACCCGGCGCUCGCGCUCAACGGCCCAUUUGCGGAAAUUGA